Molecule: messenger RNA, 1125 nt
Organism: Cladophialophora immunda
Lineage: Eukaryota; Fungi; Ascomycota; Eurotiomycetes; Chaetothyriales; Herpotrichiellaceae
Exons: 2
Coding region: 52-426 (124 amino acids)
Biological process (GO): chaperone-mediated protein complex assembly; protein folding
Cellular component (GO): cytoplasm; prefoldin complex
Molecular function (GO): protein-folding chaperone binding
Source: RefSeq, a predicted model, not a curated record
CUGUUACAAAUCCUCUCAUCACGACUCGAUUCUCUUCUCGACCGGCACGCCAUGGAAGAGGACAGAAAUAAGCUGCAGGCCUUGUCUGAAGCUCUCCAAAAAUUCCAAGACGAUCUACAAACCGCGGUGGAAGCACGUCAAAAACUCGAAGCGCAGCAGCAAGAAAACAAGGCUGUCCAGAAAGAAUUCGCAUCGCUGCCCGACGAUGCCGGGAUUUACAAACUGGUCGGCCCAGUAUUGCUGAAGCAGGACAAGACGGAGGCUGUAAAUGCGGUCGACGGCCGGCUCGAUUUCAUCACCAAGGAAAUAACCAGGCGGGAGGCUAGGAUCAAGGAGUUGCAGGAAGGGAGCGAAAAGAAGAGAGUCGAGCUGAUGCAGCUCCAACAAAGGAUACAAAUCGCCGCGCAGGAGCAGGGCGCAGGCUGAAGAAAACAUCGAACAUGUGCGAGGGAGCACCGACGACUUGAACAGUUUCUAACAGCGAGAUCGUGAUUUGACCACGCAUCAUGUCCAAUCUCCAUUCAUUACGACAGUCGCCACCGAAGCCCGGCAUCGUAAACCCUGGCUGAGUCCUAGACUGCUGCAGGCGCUUGCGUCCAUCCCCCUCGAGUCGGCACUAAUCGCAAUGUCCGCCCUGCGGCCCUAUUCAAUGGGAAGUGUUCAGGAUAUGAAGGCAGCUCGAGACAUUUUGCUGUUAGAGCUUAUGCUGGGUCUUUCAUUUCAGCGUAUUUCUCACAUCUCCACGAGUCUUUGCAUGGCGUUGCGAGAUGUGCUGGGCACAGAUAUUGAGAAAAUGCCACGGGAAAGCGCUUCCGGAAAGAGGAAACGCCAUUUGCAGUGGUAGCUUGCGUUAGAAAGCACAGAGUUUCUCGAACCUGAUGGGCUCCUCAAGUGCUCCGAGAGGCAUUGAGUCUCGUACUUGAGCUGCAUGCGAUUUGCCUUUCGUCGGCUGGCUAUGUUCCAUGACGCGAGUCUCAUUGUAGAAUACAAGCAUGAAGGCCUAGACUUCUCCAGCUUCUGUACGACAAGGCUGAGGCUGAGGCUGAGGCUGCGCUGAUCACAAGGCUGUGAGCGCUCCUUCUAGUCAUCGAUUUGAUUGGUGGAUCUGCGGAAUAGGCUUGGCAG